Porites evermanni is the source of this 435-nucleotide messenger RNA. NCBI's taxonomy places the organism in Eukaryota, Metazoa, Cnidaria, Anthozoa, Scleractinia, Poritidae. The record is from the annotation of a GenBank genome assembly.
AUGGCUUUGCUUCAAGCACCGGACGAAUUUGACAUUCUUUCAGGCGACGAAUUUGUGAUUUUAACGGGAAAUGAUGAUGUUUCUUCGCCACCAUUUAAAAAACAUAAACGAGUACACUGGUCCCAGGAUCUUGUGGAGAUAAUUUACUUUGUACCUACGCAAAGCAACCCAGUAUUACCUCCGUUUUCAGAAUACUACGGCAGCCCAAAGUUCAGGAGAAAGAAAAAACAGGAAACCGCGAAUUCAUUGACGCGAAGCGCGGGGCAAAUUAGCACGGUCAUGGUUAUGCGAGGGCUUCAGUUCAUAACGAGACAACUGAACGAUUUGUCCGUGGGAAGCAGCUUAUCCGAUGAUCGCUCUCGGAAAUGGGAUGAUCUGCUACAGCUUUACAUGAUAAGAGAAAGACUUAAGGACGAGAAAGACGACUGGGUGUAG